AUGUCGACCGAAUCACAAAAACGCAACAUUGUAAUCAUCGGUGGCGGCAUAAUUGGCUCAACCACAGCCUACUUUCUCUCACACCACCCAGCCUUCAACAAAGAAACCGACACAAUCACCCUCCUAGAAGCCACCAAGGUCGCAGGCGGCGCCUCAGGAAAAGCCGGCGGCCUCCUAGGCCUCUGGGCGUACCCAAGUUGCAUUGUACCACUUAGUUACAAACUGCACCAAGAGCUAGCUUCCAAACACAAUGGCGCUGAGCGCUGGGGCUACCGCGCUGUGCAUUGUGGUCAAGUUGACAUGUACGGAGUGUUAGCCAAGAAGAGCAGCAAAGAAGGGGAUGGUGAUGUGAAUGGUAAAAGUAACCAUGUGAGUUUGCAGAAAAGAACCCAGAAAGCAAUGUCGUUACUGCGUGCAGCCGGCGUACCGAAAGAUCUAGACUGGGUGGCUGCAGAAGGCAUGCAAUCGUACGAGGAAAUGGGUACACCGCUUACGACCGCACAAGUACAUCCGUAUCUUUUUACUACGAGCAUGGCGCAACUCGCCGAGGAACGCGGUGUGAGAAUCCUCUUUGGGUCCGCUACAAGUAUCAACCAAGAUGGUAACAACACGGUAACAUCCGUAUCCUACAAGCCCAAAGACUCAGACACGGAACAAAUCCAAACCCUCCCCGCAACAACCGUCAUCCUAACCGCCGGCCCCUGGACACAAACAAUCUGGUCCCCCUCACCCAUCUCCGCCCUCCGCGCCCAUAGUAUAACAAUCCGGCCCUCCCGGCCCGUCUCCGCCUACGCCCUCUUCACCUCCAUCACCCUACCCACCAGCCCCACCAACAAACGCGGCGAAACCGUAACACCGGAAAUCUACGCCCGGCCCAACAACGAAGUCUACGCCUGCGGCUCAGGCGAUCACCUCGUUCCCUUACCCACGUCCUCCGACCUCGUUGCAUGCGAUGAAAGUCGUUGUGACGAGAUUUUCGAGCAGGUAGCUUCCGUCUCUGAGGAACUGAGAGAUGGAGAGGUUACGGCGAAGCAGGCGUGUUAUUUGCCCGAGGUAAGUAGAGGGAGAGGAGGGGGUCCGUUGGUGGGCAAGACGAGUGUGCAGGGCUUGUUGAUGGGGGCUGGGCAUACGUGUUGGGGGAUUCAGAAUGGGCCUGCGACGGGGAAGUUGUUGAGUGAGAUUGUGUGGGAGGGCGAGGCAAGGAGUGCGGAGAUUGGGGGGUUGGAUCCGAGGAAGUUUGGGGUUUGA
This is a messenger RNA of Pyrenophora tritici-repentis Pt-1C-BFP, 1248 nucleotides long. The record is from RefSeq and is a predicted model, not a curated record. NCBI's taxonomy places the organism in Eukaryota, Fungi, Ascomycota, Dothideomycetes, Pleosporales, Pleosporaceae.